Messenger RNA from Rattus norvegicus (Norway rat), 3671 nucleotides. Lineage: Eukaryota; Metazoa; Chordata; Mammalia; Rodentia; Muridae. The record is from RefSeq and is a predicted model, not a curated record.
CUCCCCUCUCAUAGAUCUUCUCUCUGACAGGCCCAGCUAAAACGGAGGAGGCAGAGCCGCCGGCCAGAUCAGUUGCCGGGCCACAGUCUGAUAAGGGUUUCUCCCCUGUCACAGGGAGAUUGCGCAAUAAGCGCGAGGUGAUGCCAGAUUCAACCUCCCAGGCUUUCCCACUUAGACAGGGAACCGGUGGCCAGACCCAAUACUGGCCGUUUUCAGCAGCUGACAUUUACAAUUGGAAACAACACAACCCUUCUUUCUCCAAAGAUCCGGUGGCACUCACCGACCUAAUACUUACCCACCAGCCUACUUGGGAUGACUGCCAACAGCUCUUACAGGCCCUCUUAACCUCAGAAAAAAAAAAACAAAGAGUGUUCCUAGAGGCCAGAAAGCAUGUUCUGGGAGAUGAUGGGCGUCCCACCCAGCUGCCUGAAAAAAUUGAUGCUGCAUUCCCACUUAAGAGACCAAACUGGGAUUUUAAUACAGCUGAAGACUGCCUGUACCCUCUGCUGGGCCGUGACCUGCUCACCAAACUAAAAGCACAAAUUCAUUUUGAGGAAGGAGGGGCCCGAAUAACUGGCCCCCACGGAACUCCCCUUCAAGUUCUAACCCUAUGAACCGGGACAGGACACUGGCUUGGGCAGAGACUGGUGGGAUGGGGUUGGCGCUCCAACAGCCCCCCUUAAUUACAACUCCAGUCUCCAUAAAACAAUACCCCCUGUCACAUGAAGCUUAUCAAGGUAUAAGGCCUCACAUUACGAGGCUUCUGGAUCAAGGCAUCCUAGUCCCCUGCCGGUCGCCUUGGAAUACGCCUCUUCUGCCUGUUAAGAAACCCGGCACUAGAGAUUAUAGGCCAGUACAAGACUUGAGAGAGGUCAACAAGAGGGUAAAAGAUAUUCAUCCGACUGUUCCAAACCCUUACAAUUUGCUCAGUAACUGUUCAUCGAUGAGAAACAGGGGUAUGCUAAAGGGGUCCUAACACAAAGGUUGGGACCCUAGAAAUGCCCUGUGGCCUACCUGUCUAAGAAAUUGGACCCUGUGGCCUCCGGCUGGCCACCGUGCUUAAGGAUGGUGGCUGCUAUUGCUGUCCUGAUCAAGGACACUGGAAAAUUGACUUUGGGACAGCCACUCACCAUCCUAACACCCCACGCAGUGGAGGCCUUGGUAAAGCAGCCCCCAGACCGCUGGCUCUCUAAUUCCCACAUGACCCACUACCAAGCCUUGUUACUGGAUGCAGAACAGGUUCAGUUUGGACCCGUAGUCGCCCUCAAUCCUGCCACCUUGCUUCCCCUACCAGAGGAGGCAGAACAGCAUGACUGCCUACAAAUCCUCACAGAAGUACAUAGAACCAGGCCGGACCUAUCGGACCAGCCUCUUCAGAAUGCUGACCACACAUGGUACACGGAUGACAACAGCUUCUUGGCAGAGGGAGAGCGAAAGGCUAGAGCUGCGGUCACUACGGAGGACAAAGUGAUUUGGGCGAAAGCCCUGCCUGCUGGUACCUCCGCACAACGGGCUGAACUCAUCGCCUUGACUCAGGCGUUCAAGAUGACAAAAGGUAAGAGGCUAAAUAUAUAUACAGACAGCCGUUAUGCCUUUGCCACGGUACACAUCCACGGGGAGAUCUACCGGAGGCGGGGGCUGCUCACAUCUAAAGAUAAAGAUAUUAAAAAUAAGGCUAAAAUUCUGGCCCUCUUAGAAGCCCUAUUCUUGCCCAAAAGACUGAGUAUUAUACAUUGUCCAGGACACCAAAAAGGGCACAACCCAGAGGCACGAAGAAACCGGCUGGCCGAUGCCACGGCGCGAAAAGCGGCCAUGAGCAAACAAAUCUUGCCCUUAAAUAGCCCAGACCAACCCACGCCCCCACCAGUGGGACAAACCAGUUGGGUUUAUGCCCAUGAGGACAUAGAGCUCCUAAAAAAAUGGGGGCCAUCUACCACCCUCAACUAAAACAGUGGGUCUACAAAGGACUUUUGAAUUGAUCUCCUUUUUACAUAAGAAGAUAAAAACCUUACUAGAUCGAGAAGAGAUAAAUCUGUGUUUUUUUUUAAUUGGGACAAAGCGAUACAAAAGGUGACUGAGAGUUACAAAGCGUGUGCUCAGGUUAACCUGGGAAGGACCAUGAUUGGACAAGGAGUUCGUCCUAGGGGACACCGUCCCGACAUCCAUUGGGAAAUUGAUUUUACUGAAAUUAAACCAGGUAUAUAUGGAUACAAGUAUCUCCUAGUGUUUAUAGACACCUUCUCAGGAUGGGUCAAAGCCUUCCCCACGAAGCACGAGACUACAAAAAUGGUCACCAAGAAGCUCCUCGAGGAAAUCUUUCCCAGGUAUGACAUGCCUCAAGCGUUGGGGUCAGACAACGGGCCCGCUUUCGUCUCCCAAGUAAGUCAGUUGGUGGCCAAAUUGCUGGGGAUUGAUUGGAAAUUACAUUGUGCCUAUAGACCCCAGAGUUCAGGUCAGGUAGAACACAUGAAUAGAACAAUUAAGGAGACUUUAUCCAAACUUACGCUUGCAACUGGCUCAAAGGAUUGGGUGGCCCUCCUUCCCCUAGUUCUAUAUCGGGCCCGGAAUACCCCGGGCCCCCAUGGUCUAACUCCUUUUGAAAUAAUAUAUGGAGCACCACCCCCAUUUGUCCAUUUCUUUGAUUCAAACAUUGCUGAUUUUGCUGACAGCCCUUCUCUGAGGGCCCAUUUACAGGCCCUACAGAUUGUGCAGAGAGACGUCUGGAGACCUUUGGCCACUGCUUACCAGGACAAGCUUGAGCAUCCGGUGGUGCCACACCCGUUCCAGAUUGGAGACACCGUGUGGGUGCACAGACACCAGACCAAGAAUCUCGAGCCACGGUGAAAAGGACCCUACACCGUCCUCCUGACUACCCCGACCGCCCUAAAGGUAGACGGAGUCUCGGCUUAGAUCCACACACCACACGUCAAGACAGUCCGGUCUGAGGAAUUGACUAAUCACAACACUACACCCCAGACAUAGAGAGUUCAGCACACUCCAAACCCCUUAAAGUUAAAACUCCUACGUGGCUCCUCCUAGCCCUUUUGUGGCCUAGAGUCAGUGGGGGAAUAAGCCCCCACCAGACAAAAAUUUCUUGACCAAGUCGAGUGAAAGAUUUCACUCAAAGUUAGCAAAAAAAUGGGGGAAUGAAAGACCCCAGCUUAGCAGCAGUAACGCCAUUUUGCAAGGCUAUAUUUAAGAUGACUGGUUCAGAGAAAGGUUAGAACACUGAGUACACAGCGGCUGCCAAACAAGAUGUGUUUGGUUGAAGGCCUGGCAACAGGAGGACUGCCGUUGAGCACCUGACAAUGAGAAAAGCCCCGGGAGAGGUCCCACACCCUGGUGGGGGGCCGAGUCAGCCGUUAUGUUCCAAGAAGGUAGCUAAGAAACUUGCCCCCGGGCUGAACCCUUGGGGGGCCGAGUCAGCCGUUAUGUUUCAGGAAGGUAGCUAGGAAACUUGCCCCCGGGCUAAACCCUUGCCAUAUUAGAAUCCACCAAUUAUAUCCCUGUAACCAUGCAUCUGCUUCUGUAUGCUUGCUUCUGCUCCCCAAAAUCCUAUAAAAGCCCAUCCUUGGUUCCGUGGGGCGCGCCAGUCCCCCGAGUGACUGAAGCGCCCGCAGGUGCCUGUGCCUGUGUAUCCCGACAAUAAACCAAAUCCUCUUGCUGAUUGC